Molecule: messenger RNA, 6514 nt
Organism: Chroicocephalus ridibundus (black-headed gull)
Lineage: Eukaryota; Metazoa; Chordata; Aves; Charadriiformes; Laridae
Gene: FKBP15
Product: FKBP prolyl isomerase family member 15
Exons: 30
Coding region: 126-3908 (1260 amino acids)
Cellular component (GO): growth cone
Molecular function (GO): peptidyl-prolyl cis-trans isomerase activity
Source: RefSeq, a predicted model, not a curated record
CCCCCUCCCCGCGCCGGUCCUGUCCCACCGCUGCCGCAAAGCGCGUCCGUGCCGGACAGCGCGUUUUACGACAUAGCGGGGCGGCGGCGGGUCCGCGAUCAUGUUCGGGGCGGCGGAGGAGGACGAUGCCGACUUCCUGUCCCCCGCCAGCGGUUUCCUUUUCUAGUGCCAGGUUGGCCUCUCUCUUUGGUCUGGACCAAACAGUCUCAAGCCAUGGGAAUGAAUUCUUCCAGUACACUGCGCCAAAGCAGCCUAAGAAGGGGCAAACGGCAGCUGCAGGUCAGGCAGCCCCGAAGGCUCCUGCGGCCCCGGCAGCUUCAGGAGCACCAUCGGUGUUCGUGGCCACUGCGGUUCAUGCUUAUCGAUAUACAAAUGGGCAGUACUUGAAGCAAGGCAAGUAUGGAGCGGCUGUAGUGGGGAACCAUGCUACUAAAGAGUACAGGAUCCUCCUUUACAUCAGCCAGCAGCAACAGAUCGCAGCUGCAAGGAUCCAUCCAGGCUUCGUACUCACGGUUCAACCCAACAAUUACAGUACGUUCUAUGAUGACCAGAGACAAAACUGGUCCAUCAUGUUUGAGUCAGAAAAGGCAGCAAUGGAUUUCAGUAAACAGGUCUGCAUUGCCAAAUGCAACAGCUCCCCAGUCCUCGACUCAGUCCUCUACCAGGAUCUCGUUCUUGGAGAAGGGCAGGGAGUAGAAGGAGGAGACUCUCUGGAGGUUGCCUAUACGGGUUGGCUGUUCCAGAACAACGGGCUUGGACAGGUGUUUGACUCAAAUGUUAACAAAGACAAGCUGUUGCGGCUAAAGCUGGGAUCUGGAAAGGUCAUCAAGGGCUGGGAAGAAGGAAUGAUGGGGAUGAAGAAAGGAGGACGAAGGUAUCUCAUUAUUCCUCCGGCGUGGGCCUACGGGGCUCAGGGAGUGGCUGGCCGCGUCCCUCCAGACUCUACUCUAGUUUUCGAGGUGGAAGUUAGGCGGGUGAAGUUGGUAAAGGAAUGCUCUGGUUCGGAUGGACAGAGCGUUAGUUCAAGGGAUUCUCCUGCACCUUCUCCAGUACCCAAUUCAGAUGGUUUCUCUGCAGACGCUGGUUUGUUGCCUCCAUCUACGAUACCUCCGAAGCCCGGGGAGCCAGCUGUUCGGGCCAAGUCAAACUCCCUCAGCGAACAGCUAGCAAAUCCAGACGUAGCAAAGGCAAAGCUCAUUUCUCGGAUGGCUAAAAUGGGACAGCCCAUGCUGCCAUUCCUUGCCGGCCCAGCGGGAAGUCAGCUUGACUCCAGCGACUCGGAAAUAGAGGAUCCAAAUACGCUGAGAGGGACGGCGCAGCCAGUGGCUUCAUCUUCCAUGAGACCAUCGCAGCCAGCUCACGCGGUACUGCCCACGGUGUCCACACAAGUACCUCAAGCAGCUGCUUCUGCACCCCCGGUGUCUUCUGCUGCUUUAAUACCUGCAACGAUCCAGCCCCAUUCAGCUCUGCCUGGAGGAGCACAGGGCUUUCAGGCGUAUCCAGGCAUGGCAUUUGCUUACCCUCAAAAUGCUGCGUCUGCUUCUCAGCUCCAGCCUGUGGGACAGAUGUAUCCCGCACCUUACCAAGCACCUGGGGAUGUUACUUCCUUUUUGAUGACAGAAGCUCGGCAGCAUAACACUGAAAUCCGAAUGGCCGUUAGCAAAGUAGUAGAUAAAAUGGAUCAUCUGGCUGCCAAGGUGGAGGAGUUGAAGAGACAAAAUGCUGCUAACAGCUCACUGCUGCCUGGUAUCUCCUCUGUUACUAUGGAAGCCUCCAUGAUCAUGAGCAAUAUCCAACGCAUAAUCCAGGAGAAUGAGAGACUCAAGCAAGAGAUAUUUGAGAAGAGCAGUCGGAUUGAGGAGCAGAAUGAGAAGAUCAGCGAGUUGAUUGAGCGGAAUCAGAGGUACGUCGAACAAAGUAACUUGCUAAUGGAGCAGAGGAACCACUCGCUGCAAACAACAAAUGAAAACACACAGGCAAGAGUGUUGCAUGCAGAACAGGAGAAGCGCAUGCUGCCGGUGGAUCGGGGCUGGGACCAGGCCAAAGUUGCUGAGGAGUUGGCAGCUGCCACGGCGCAGGUUUCCCAGCUGCAGCUGGAGCUGACAGCCCACCAGAAGAAGGAAAUGGACCUGCGGAAACAGCUGUCUGCUGCCCUGCAGGAGGCAGAGCGACACGAGACGCAGCUCAACAAACUGCAAGCACAGUUAGCAGAGCUUCAAGAAGCCUCUGAGGACACUCAGAGUAGAUUCAAAGCUGAGAAGCAGAGCCGCAAACAGCUGGACAUGAAGAUUACAGCAUUGGAAGAAGAGUUAACGGACCUAAAAGUGGAGAAGGAGACUCUUGAAAGGAAUCUUGCAGAGAGGAAGAAGAAAUCCCUCUCGGAGAGAGCUCAAGCCGAGGAAGAGAUGGAAGAAAUACGCAGAUCGUAUCAGCAGGAACUGGACAAGCUUCGGCAGUUGCUGAAAAAGGCACGGACUUCGACUGACCAGGCAGCAGCAGAGCAGCUAUCGCUCGUCCAGGCAGAGCUGGAAUCCCAGUGGGAAGCCAGAUGUGAACGGGCGCUGGCCUCGGCCAAGGAGCAGCAUGUUAGACAGUACCGGGAGGUGUGUGAGCAGAGAGAUUCCCUGAAGGAGCAGGUGUCCCAGCUGGAAGAGAAGAUUGCAGCUCUCAAACACUCGAAAAAAGCAGAGGAGCAAAAAUUGGCUGAGUUCCAGCAACGUUGGGAGCAACUAGAGCCUGUAAAAGAGAAGUACUCAGCCCUGCAGGCUGACCUUGUGCUGCUGAAGGCUCGCUACGAGGAACGCAUCCGAGACCUGGAGAAGGAUCGGGACGGAGCCUCACCUGCAGACUUCACAGAAGAAGUAAAGAAGAUAAUGAAUGGUGUAUUUCAAUCUCUUCGGGGUGAAUUUGAGCUGGAAGAGACGUACAGUGGCAGGACGGUUCUGGGUGUUGUCAUGAACACUAUUAAGACUGUAACACUGCAGCUACUCAACAGGCAGCAGGAGAAACCAGAGGAUGACAGUAAAAAGGAGGAAUCUGGAACAGGAGCGGUGAGACGGGAGGGAUCACCUGGAGCAAAGGCUGACCACGAAGAGCCCGUGCAGCGUAGCCCAGCGCAGAGUGUGGCGUUCCCAGCUGAUCCCAGGGAAGCGACCACAGGCUCCACGGUGUCUGACCAGGAAGACAAGUCUGCUCCUCUGUCUGCCAGGCCCAGCCCUGCUGAGGAGGAGCAGGUGACACAGAGCAAUGGGGUGUCAGAAGAGGAGAAGGUCCAGGCGGAGCAUCUCUCUUCUGCGGCUGAAUCCUGCCUGGAUCCUGAUAAGGGGCCGGCACUUGCAGGACAGCCUGUUCCUGAGGUGGAUGGGGAUUUUGUCCCAGCCGAGCAAAGGCAGGAGAGCAGUCCCAUCAGGAAAGCUGAGGCUGAACGCAGUCCCUCCAGAGUAUCUUUGCAGGCAGAAGCUGCAGAACCUUCUGUUCUGGAAGCCAAGCCAGGAGAAGCGGAUGUGGCAGAUGUGGUUCCAGAAAAGCCAGCUGUGGAGGAGGCAGAGGAGCCUGUGGGGGGUCUAGAGCCCCCUCCCUUAAAUGGUGAGGGAGGGAGCUGCAGAGAGCCAUCUCUGGAUGGAGCGAGCUCUGAGCCGGAGCCGCCUUCAGCAUCCAGCACAGCAGAGCCGAGCUCGGCUCUCAUCAGAGAAGCUCCAGGACGGCAGCAACUGGGCUCCAGCCCCAGGCAGAAAGAUUCCAGCCUCUUUGAGGAUGACAACUUCUUUGAAACAGCAUCUCCUAAACCACUGAAGCCUCGAGUUCCCUCUGAAGAGGAGGAUGAGGAGGAAGUGAGCAUGAAGGGGCGUCCCCCUCCAGCUCCGCUCUUUGGCGAUGAUGACGAUGAUGAUCUGGACUGGCUGGGAUGAAGAGCCGGCUGAUGAGCCCGUGAGCCCUCUCCUCUGGGCAUGGCCUCUUCCCGAGCACUUGGCACUUAACGAGCUGCGUCCGUGGGACAGUUGUGAACAACCAGGGACUCCCCAGGCUCGUCCUGCAGGCUCACGGGGGUGGGAGCGGGGGGCUCUUUGCACUGGUGGGCGCUCAGAGCCCUCGCUCUGACCUGCCGAACCUGCGCAGAGGUUGGGGACGAGCUGAAGGAACCAGCCUGUCUCGCUGCACGUUUGUAUUGCUGUCCUGCUUCUGUCGACUGUUGAUACAUUAAUCUGAAACUUUAUGCAAAUAUGAACUUUGUAAAGUGCUUCAGAAGGACGAGUCUGGCAGGACCCUGCAGUAGGUAACUACUUUUUUAAAAAACAGACUGAGCUCUCCCCUCCUUCCCCAGUGAAGAUUUUCAUCGGAAGAUUCCUGUUAGUUCCCGGGGGCUCUGCACCGGCUUAUCCCCAGGUAUUAGCGAUGUGCGGUGGGAGACCCGGCCCAGAGACCCCGGGCGGGUGUUUGCCGUGGGCCAGCGGCUCCGCGCCGGCAGCUUGGGGAGAGCCCCGGGGCUGAGGCGGUUCAGGAGGGGGCUCUUGUGUGUUCAGAGCUCCGGCACGUGCCGGUGCUCGCUGACCCAAGCCGGGGCACCCGGCGGCAGCACCGACAGUCCGGGCUGUGUUAGACCAGCGCUCCGAGCCCAGAUGUAGCAUCCCGUCACUGCUGGUGUGAGAGGGCGAAUCCCCAGCUGUGUUUUAGGGAGGACCCCGAGGCUCUCGGAGGCCUCACAGAAAUGAUUCCCUGCGCAGCCAGCUCCUCUCCUCUCUCUCUUUGUGGCCAGAGGCGAGAGAUUUAUUCUUCUUUUUCUUGCUGGCUUGUGUUUCACAGGCGGCUGAAGCAGCAGUACAGGUGUGUGAUGUGCUCCUUCUCUAGAGAGAGUUACUGCCGCCAGCCCCGCGCCUCUGCUGGGCCUUUCUCCCCGCCGCCGUUCACAGCGUGAGGAUCACAGCACCAGUUAAAACUCGGUGCUGGCGGGACGUAAGCCAUCACGGAGCCCCAGCCUCGGGGGCUCUGCCGGGCAGCCGGGGCUGCGGCUGUAACUCCUCAGUCUUGGACCACAAGGGGAAAGGGGUGAGGGCCGAGGGCUGGGGAAACACCACGGGUUUCUCGUGGCAAUUUUACCUUUGCUCUUACUGGCACUAACGCAACUUAACACUGGGAGCAGGUGUUAGUGUCUUUAAAACUCAUAAACCCCCCCUUCACUUAAUAAAAUGGAAGUGCUUAAAAAAAUGCCACUGCAGUUUAGUUUCUCCAGCUGCCUCUUCUCUCGGAGAUCUGCAUUUGAUCCGUGUCCUCCUAAACGCGAUUUCUUGGCUGGGGGGGGGGGGUGGUGGAAGAAAAGAGCGCUGGGAAUUCCUGUUCCUGAGGCGGGUCCCUGUCCCUGCGCCCCACGCGUUCCCAAACGCAGCUAAAAUUGUGGGUGAGACCAAAGCCUGGGAAGGAGCUGCCCGGCUGCCAGGCGAGCGCGCGUCUGCCCCCGGGGGCUCCGCUGGCCCUUCCUGGGGAGCCGCUCCCCGGGUCCGAGCACCCACCACUCACUCGGUGCUGGACACGACGGGGGGCGAGAGCCGGGUUUUCUGGGGCUCCCCAGCACCCCCACCCGGCCCUGGGGGAGGCUGUUGCUAAUACUAACAAAUUCCACUUCCAGUUUCCCGUUAGAGCCGGACAACCCGAGGGAUUUGCCUUUCACUUCUGGAAAAAUAAAGUGCAAUUAAACCUGUGUGGUUUUUUCCUUGCAUGGGUUUUACUUCAGUCUGGCUUGGUCUAUUUCUAGGCGCUUAAAAACUGACUUAGCCCUGACUCGAGGCUAAUUUGAUGUAGAAAAUCUUCUGAGGGUGUUCUUGCUGUUAAACCCUCUCCUGGGAAAGGAGGGAAGGUCCCUUUGUGCCGCGGCUCCUCGGGGGGCUGUGUUGCGCUUUCGGGGUGUAAGAAACUGCAGGACAGGAGAUGAGCGCGGUGUGCGCGGGGAGCACGCGCCUGGUUCUCCAUCAGCCCCGGGGGAGAGGGGCCUCGGCAUCUCCCGGAGCUUUGCAGCAGCCUGGGCUCGGCUGAGCUGGCUCCGUGGGCGCGGGAGGGUCCCUGCGAGCGGGGAGUGGGGCGCAGGAGUGGGGGUUUGACGCUUGUCCUUCUUAGAAAGUAGCCGCAGGAGGUACCACAACCUCUUCCAAGUGUUUCCAACCCUCUACCUCAGCCUGUAGCUCCCGGUUUUUUUGUGGCUCAAUCUCAGGACCUAACGUAAACCAUGUUUGUCCUCGGCGCCCGUGUGCGCGCGUUCCCUGGGUGCAGGAAGGGCGAACAGGAGAAAGCUCUGGGCUCCCGGGGGGACCAGCAGGGUCUGGGGCUUAGGGGCCCUGGGGGCGAUGGAGGGGCUGGGUGCUGAGGAGGGGGCGGACGCCACCUUGGGGGGCUGCGAAGGGGCUGGUCCUGCUUCUGGGCGCUGUUUGGGGCCAGGAGGUGGAUGUACCGCAUCAGGGAGGGAGGGAUGGCGCUGUGGGGCGGAGAUGGGGCUCGACACCCACUUCCCCCCGGGGCUGGGGGAAGG